GGGUUUAGUACAAUAGUGAUCGUGGUGGAAAACAGGCCCUCCUAGCCUACUCAAGGCAAAUCAUGAUGGGCCACAUCAUAUUCGACCAUUUUGGACGGCGAUUGCAGGAGCUCUGUGCCUCUCACUGUAUUUCAAGAUGGCAUCUGAUCGCGUUGUGCGCAUUUGUGGGCAAUGAACCUUUACGCUUGCCUGAUUCGCACCUUCUCGAACUUCUUAUCUUAUCAUCAAUUUCAAGCAUCGAGGACAACAUGAAACCAGACGUCAUGAAUGAAGCAGAACUUCUGUGCGGUUCGGAUUUUAAUGAUAGGCUUCAUUGCGGACAAAUUCUCAAGUCUCAUAUAAUCACCAGAAUGGAGCCGUCGGCGGUACCCCUGGAGGACAUGAUUGAAGAGCAACUCAAAGCAAUAUAUCAACAUCACCGUAUCCUCUCUCAACAUCACCUUAUCCUCUCUCAACUUCGCAUUCGUCUCAACAGCCGAGCUCCUAUCAACGCGCGACUGCCCACCGAGUUGCUCAUACAGAUCUUCAAAGCCUACGAAGAAAUGUGUCGACCUAAACAUAAUCUUAGCCGCAUGGAAAAGAGAUGGGCCAGGCCUUAUGGGUGGAGCGUAGUCUCGUUGAUCUGCCAUUAUUGGCGAGAUAUCGCUUUAGCUACGCCUUCUCUUUGGACGUUCAUCCAGGCAGGCGCCCCUCUGGAACAGAUCGAAACAUGGCUUUCACGCUCGAAGUCACUCCCACUGCAAGCUGUGGUCCAUACUAUUAAUUUGGAGCAUGACGGCGUUGCAGAAGGAACCACAUUACUAUUUCAACACUUCGCGCGCAUGAAAAUCCUAGACGUCGCGCUAGACGACAUUGACUACGUUAAAACCACGUUUCCUCCGUCCACUAUCCCUGCUACGGCGCUCCGAUAUGUGCGAAUCCACAAUCUCGCCACACGAAUUGAAAAAGACGAAGUCAUUCAAUGCAUACUAGGACGACAACUACCUUGCCUGACUGCUGUAGAACUUCUCGGGUCCCCGUGGAAAUGGGUCACUCUCGAAUUACCACAGACCCUCACAAGUCUCGUGAUUGGCUUUACUGUUACCUCCCAGCAUUGUAGCCCGGCCGAAGUUCUCGAAGUUCUGAGACGUCUACCUCUGCUGGUGACGUUAGAGCUCGAAGGGAAGUAUAUCGGAAAUGCACGAGACGAUCAACCCUUUAUUCAUGGGCUCAAACCAGACGUAGAGUUAUUCAACCUCCAAACCCUUUUUAUCACUGGCCCUAUCUCGAGAUGCCUUGCGUACCUCCAGCAUAUUCGUUUUCCCGUGCAGACACGUAUCCACUUGGAAACUUCCAUUAUUCAAGAAAGACACUCACUACAUUUGCCACUCCUGGACGUCCUCGCAUCAAAGCUUAGCCAUGGACAACCCUUACUAGAACUGUCACUGUCGUUAACGGCGCCGCAGUUGCACUGGGGGGUGUAUGACUUUACACUUGAGCUCAGCGGAUGGCCAUCCAUUCAUCCACCAUCGGAACUCUUCAACAACGAAACCCCGCGCGUGUUGGUCAUUUUUAAGUCAACAAACGAAUCAGAACUAGUGACAGAAACCCUCGAGGGUCUCGGUCGAUCCAUUUCCGCCGUAGAAACAUUGCGCAUCACCGAAGCUGGAGCCUAUCCACUUGACUUAAUGAAGUUAGGAUCCAUGCCCAACGUCCGCUAUCUGAGCCUCUUUGGCCACGAUGGUCUCGCUCAAUUGCCGGAUCUCCUAAUAACAACCAGCCCGGAUGGUCGGAAUCCUAUUUUCUCCAAUCUUCGCGAGUUAGAAGUGUAUCUGCAAUGUACUAGGUGUUCGUCUCCCCCAUCGUACGAUUACUGGGCUAAGCUUGUGCAUGGUCUAAAGCUCAGACGGGACUGGGGAUUGGGCCUUGAGCGGCUUAUUAUAGGCAAAGACGCAGGUGUGUGCAAGCAUGAGGUGGAUGACGCGGCAUCGUUCAUCGAUGAAGUCGUCCAACUCUCUUAAUAUUAGUAUCCGUGCCAGUAGCAUCAUUGGUAGUAUAGGAUUCAUUGACGACAUUACAUGAACAUUCUAUUGAUACAACAUCAAACGCACCGAGCACUAAUGGUAAUCCGUACAUAAAAUGCAAGAAUAAACUACGAAUGUUCGUGAUAAUGCGAGGAGACUUAUCAGAUGUGAGAUAGAU
Molecule: messenger RNA, 2181 nt
Organism: Somion occarium
Lineage: Eukaryota; Fungi; Basidiomycota; Agaricomycetes; Polyporales; Cerrenaceae
Source: the annotation of a GenBank genome assembly